AAAAUUUUAAAAACUAUAGGUGAAAUUUUUUAUAAUUCAUCGUUUUGAAAAAAAUCCAAAAAUUAUUAGAUCCCGGCUAACUUCAGAAUCAUGUACAAAUUUAUGUGACGAUAAAAAUGAUAAAUUAUAAUAAUAAUUAAAAAAUGAGGAAUAAUUGGUGUUAGAACUAUGAAUAUUAAUUUUAAAUUGCAGAAUCUGCAAACAAUUUAAAAAUGUCAACUUUCGGUGGUUUAAUCGAAGAAAUACCAGGAAUUUCAGUGGAUCGUUUUGACGGGGAAAAUUUAAAAUCAUCUAUUUUUUUUUUAAGUCAUUGUCAUACUGAUCAUAUGCAAGGAUUAUUAUAUACUGAGGGGAAUUGUUUUAUUGAUAAUUUAUUAAAACAUAAACAAUAUUUAUACUGUACUCCAGUUAGUAAAAAAAUACUUGAAUAUAAACUUUUCAGAUUUGGUUCUGAUGCCGAAUUUAUUAAAACAAUCGAUUGUUGUUCACCGGUUAUCGUAGAUUAUACAGUAGACAAUGAUAAAAAUAAAAAAUUGUAUUUAACAGUAACAUGUAUACCGGCUGGGCAUUGUCCUGGUUCAGUUAUGUUCUUAUUUGAAAAUGAAAAAACGUCUAUUCUUUACACCGGUGAUUUUCGUAUUGGUUCAAGUGAUUUAUCAAAAUUAAAACCAUUACACAAUAACAUUAAUAAUAUAAUGAUACCAAAAAAGUUUGAUAGUAUUUAUAUUGAUACGACAUUUUUUAAUCCUAUUAAUAAAUUUUUUCCAAGUCGACGUGAUAGUGUUAAAGAAAUUUGUCGAGUUGCUAAUGAUUGGAUCCGUCAAGAUGUUAAUAAUAUUGUUAUAUUAGAAUGUUCUGCUCAUUACGGACCUGAAUAUUUAUUUAUUGAAUUAUCCAAUGCAUUAAAUCUGCGAAUACAUGUUAAAGAUAAAGUUUAUAAAAGCUAUACAUUUGUUCCGGAAUUAUCAAAAUGUGUUACCAAUGAUCCACAUUCAACACCUAUCCAUGCUUGCAUGAAUAAACGUAAUUAUUAUUAUUCUAAUGUUGUGUUAGAAUGCCGUCGUAAUGUAGAAUUGAAAUCAGUUAUUACUAUUGUACCAUCAGUAUUGCGUUGGAAAGAUAGAGAUGUAACAAAAGGUAUCUCUGAAUGGGAUGAUUAUAACAAAAAGUUUAAUGUUUGUUAUUCAUGUCACUCAUCUUAUGACGAGCUUGUUGAUUUUAUUAAUUAUUUUAAGCCGAAUAAAUUAUAUCCGUGUGUUGUUCCAAAAGAAAUAAAAUUUGAGGAUUUUAGUAGUACAUUGAAUAAACUUUUGGACAAUUCUAAAGAAGCUAAUAAUUAUUUUACCGGUUAUGAUAUGGAUCUUUCAAAGCCUGAGUCACUUAAUAAUGACAGAGUAGUAGAUGCUUGCAAUUUAAGUGAUGUUGAUGAUGAUUAAUAAUUAAUCAAUAGGCUUAUUGACAUUUGAGGCUUUUAAGGGGUUUUAAGAUUUAAAUGAUAUUUUAUAAUUAUAAAGAUAGCGAUCAAACUAAAUUAGUAUAUUUUUUCAUAAAUCUUGUUGAUCAAAGCUUAUAAUCAUGUUUAAUUCUAUUUUAAAAUUUUAUAAUCAUGUUUAAAACAUAAUUAACUUUGUAUUUUAUAUUUUUAUACAAUAAACAUACAUUAUUAUUGACUGAUCUCUGGGUUUUAGUAUAAUUAUAGUUUUACGGCUCAAAAUAACUAUAAUAUCCCUUCAUGAUUUCAUUAAAUCUGAUAAGUUUUAAUGCGGAUUAAAGGAAACCAAGGUAGUACAAUCGAAAUUACAAUUUGUGGCUUAAACUUCGUAUCCUUAUUGGUUUAAAAAUAGAGUCGAUAAUUUGUUGUAUUAUUAAUGUUACAUAAUUUGUAAAUAAAUUUCAAUUAAAAUAAUACAAUUUUAUUUAUUGAUUUUAAAUUAAUAUAUUCAAGAUGCCGAGGGUUUUUUUCUUACUACUUUAAAUGAUAUAUUUAUAAAAAUCUUUACAUUUAAUUUAUAAAUUAAAUUAUGUUGACGUUAUUUGCAAUAGAAUUUUUAUCGAAAAAUCAUAAUUAUAUAUUUUUUAAAAAUAUUUU
This is a messenger RNA of Microplitis mediator, 2089 nucleotides long. It is a transcript of the gene Snm1, whose product is annotated as protein artemis. NCBI's taxonomy places the organism in Eukaryota, Metazoa, Arthropoda, Insecta, Hymenoptera, Braconidae. Gene Ontology annotation, molecular function: 5'-3' DNA exonuclease activity; damaged DNA binding. The record is from RefSeq and is a predicted model, not a curated record. The coding region runs from base 213 to 1436 and encodes 407 amino acids. The transcript has a single exon. Gene Ontology annotation, biological process: interstrand cross-link repair; double-strand break repair via nonhomologous end joining; protection from non-homologous end joining at telomere.